This is a messenger RNA of Raphanus sativus (radish), 2457 nucleotides long. RefSeq lists its product as uncharacterized. Gene Ontology annotation, cellular component: peroxisome. The coding region runs from base 1168 to 2307 and encodes 379 amino acids. The record is from RefSeq and is a predicted model, not a curated record. NCBI's taxonomy places the organism in Eukaryota, Viridiplantae, Streptophyta, Magnoliopsida, Brassicales, Brassicaceae. Gene Ontology annotation, biological process: regulation of gene expression. The transcript is spliced from 7 exons.
ACAAAACUCAGCCACUUUUUAUCACCUCGUGAGAAGAGUCAUGCCGUCAAACGUCUCCCACCAGCUUCGAUUCCUUACCUCUCUCCCUUCCCAUCCGUGCCAUGGAGAACGUGACCGAGACAAGAAGUGAAGAUGAAGCCGGAGCAGGGCCGGAUCUGAAAAUUUGGAGACUUGAAAUAUUUCUUAACAAUUUUAGGGGUUGGUGUUCAUGUUCUCUAAAUUUUGUGGAGUCCAGGCUAAUGUUUCGAUCCGGCUUUACCCAGAUCCGGCCCCGAGCCGGAGCCACGUCUUGACGCGACCAAUCCCCGAUCUACCUGUUUGAUGACCAUCGGAGAUGUAGCCCUUGUCACCGGGGACGUUUCCGUGUUGUGGGAGAAUGUGUCGCGUCCUUAACCAAGGAGAAGCGUAAGAUCUAGGGCAAGUUUACCUCUUUCUUGUGCACCAAGGUUUCUCUCUUCCAUUAUUAAUCGCUUGCCACAUUGGUUGUCAAACCGUGAUACUCAUGUUACUAUAAUGAUCCCUAAUUGUGUAAUUUGGUCAAGCGUGUCUCUUUUCUUGUUUCUUAAGCAGCAAUUAAUCCUUUCCAUAAACCCUACUUUUAUAUAUAUUAAUUUUAUCUCUUGUUUCGUUUCUUAUUCGAUCUGGUGUGCCUUGGUGAGAAGUCAUAAUGAAUGGUGAAUCUCUUGUCCUUCUUGGUGAUAAGUCAUAUCUUAUGUUUUCUUAUCCUAUUCGGGUUCUCCGAUACUGGUUAAGGUUCAUAAGAGAAGUAAAAGUUCGAUUGGUUUACACAGAUGGCUGUGUAAAGGUUCUACGGCUUGCAUCCAAUCAACCUCAGAGUGUGUCCUGGGAAAAGAAACUUGCAGGCUGUGGGGACGGCAAGUCUUGUCUUUGUACACCAAAUAAUCACACGAGGCCUUUUCCGGGCCCAUUGGGAUAUUACAAUCGACGCAGGUUUUGGCUAGGGAUUUCGAAACACUAUUAGGAUUUUAAAGAAAUGCACAGAUCUGACGGUUGAGAGUAUGCCAACACGCUAAUUUGAGAUCCAAGGGUUAAAAACAUGCGAGGCACAGCUUACAAGUUAUACCUCUCAGCAAAACAUCGCAGUCACAAGAAGAAAGAUCUCUCUCAGAAUUGCUCGAGAAAGUCGCCGAUCGUCAUCGUGGAGCCAUGUUAAAGUUAAAGUCCAAAGUCACAUAUUAUGCGAGCGAUACAUUGUUCUUCUGGAACAUGGAUCACUUCCCAGUCCCUAGGAGUAAAGAUCUUACUAGUGUUCGUAAGAAUAUCAUAGAGGCUCUUGGUAGACUGGGCUUCGUGAAGCCUCCGUUUAUCUGUGUGGAUUGUAAGAAACUCAAUGUUGAGUACGUCCACGAUGCGUUGUUGGUCAGCACCGGAAGGAUCUUCUACGGACCCAAACUCACACAGGCUUACCACAAACUGAAGGCUGAGCCUAGUCUGGAUUUGACUUUGUAUAUGCUUAUUUUAGAAGCAGGCUAUCCAGGUGCAGCUGUUGCUGUAAUAGUCAAACCUUUCUCUGUGACUAGUGAGUUGAGGAGGGUUCUGUCCUGUUUGAAAGCGAGGGGUCACACCGUUCUUCUUGUAGAGCCGCCACCUUAUGUAGAGUUUGACUUUGGUGUUGAUUCUCUUAUUGACAAUGCUCGAUUUUUAGGUGAAGAAAAGCCUAUAAUGCCCCUUUUAAGUUCGGAGAAUGCAAAAGAACUUGCCGCUUGCUUUGCACGUCCGUGGACGGUGGAGUAUUUGGCAACUGAUAGUGAUGAAGAGGAUGAUGUUGAUGAAGAGGUUGAAGAGAGUAGGACCGUCAUCUUCUGGGACGCUAUUGAUUCCCCAUUCCCUAUUUCUCUCUCUCCUGAUCAGAUCUUCGAGAAAGUCAAAUCUGCACUUAUUGGAAGAGCUUAUAGUGAUAAUAUUACAAUCCGGGCCUAUCGUGAAGUAGAAGCGUUUGAAAAGUUUGCUCGUAUGCCGUUGGAUUCAAGGAUCAACUUUUUUCACGGAGACGAUGAAGCCUCGAGACGUAUCAGAAUGCUGAAUGACAUGUAUCUCUUGUCACGUGAAGCUCCUCUGAAGAAUAAUGUAGGAAGUUUGAUCCUAGUCUCGGAUCAUUUCUUUGAUGACCCCUACUACAUGGAGAUGUUUGAAGACAUGAAGGACAGUGGUUACUCUCUUGUCUUGGUCAUUCCAAGUGAGCACAGCAACAUCUCGGAGAGCGCUGAUAAAUGGCCAGGGUCCCUACUCUUUGAUGGAGCACGCUAUUUUGGGGGACCUGAAAGAAGGGUAUUAAAGGUCAUAUGAUAAGCUUUUGUUGCAGCUAGAUGGAAACUCUUGAUUUUGUUGCAGCAUGAUGGAAACACUUAUUGUUUCAAACACUAUGUUCCUCCUAUCUUUCCAUGAUAAACUCUUGUUUUUAUUUUGGUUGACAUGAAAGAAGGGUAUUAAAGGUCA